CAAAGAUCUUAUUUACGUCAAAAGGGGAGACAAUUUCACAAAACAACGUUCAGAAAAUUUACUUUUGAAAGAUUUUUAUUUCUUGGUGGUAGUAUGGAGGAUAUAGGUUUUGAAGAACAGUUAAAGCAAGAAGAAAUACAGAAACUAAAGGAAGAAGAGAGCAAAGAUAAAACCUACAAAGACGAAGAUGGAACAGAGUAUGAAUGGGAUGAGGCCAAAAAAGCAUGGUUCCCUAAAAUAAGUGAAGAUUUUAUUGCCCAGUAUCAGAUGACUUAUGGUGCUCAUUCAGCAGAUCCACAAAAUGGAGAUCAACAAAGUGCAGACCAAAAUAAGGAAGAAAAAGAUGGUGAAUCUGAAGAUAAAGGGGUUCCAAGCUUAGAAGGUUUAGAUGUAAAUAGUGAAGAAUAUGCCAAACGAUAUCAUGAAUAUUAUGCUUACUACUAUGGGGAAGAUUAUGCAAAUUAUUAUAGCUAUUACAACCAAGAGGAGGUUCAAGGUGAAGUUCAAGCAGAAGGUCAAGGUAAUAGUGAAGGUCAGGAUGGUAAUCAAAAAGGAAAGAAAAGAAAAAAGAAAGGAGAAAAACCUGAUCCUCCACCAAAACGUGAAGAAGGCUGGUUUGAGGUUGAGGAAGAUAAGAACACUAAUGUUUAUGUGUCAGGAUUGCCUGAAGAUGUAACAGAGGAAGAAUAUAAAACUUUGAUGAAUAGAUGUGGACUGGUGAUGUUUGACCCAGUAAUGAAGCAACCCAAACUCAAACUCUACCUCAAUGAACAUGGUAAUCCUAAAGGGGAUGGCAGAUGUUGUUAUAUAAAGACAGAGUCAGUAGAGUUAGCCCUGAAGUUUUUAGAUGGAUCUGAUGUUAGAGGUAGUACCAUCCAUGUAGAAAGGGCACAGUUUGCUCUCAAAGGACAGUUUGAUCCAGCUAAAAAGAAGAAAAAGCUGUCAAACAAACAGAAAAGAAAAUUCUUGGAAAAGCAGAAAAAGCUGUUUGACUGGAGGCCUGAAUUGAAAUUAGAACCUGUCACAAGGCCGAAGAAUGAAAAAGUUGUUGUAUUAAAAAAUAUGUUCAGUCCAAAAGAAUUUGAGGCUGAUCCUAUGUUGAUCAAUGAACUGAGAGAUGAUACAAGAACAGAAUGCUCCAAGUUAGGGGAGGUGAAAAAUAUCAGACUUUAUGACAACCAUCCUGAUGGAGUUAUUACUGUCACAAUGAAAACACCAUGUGAAGCUGAUGAAGUCAUAAAACUACUCAAUGGCCGAUGGUUUGCCAAGAAACAAAUAACGGCAGAAUCUUGGGAUGGAAAAACUAAAUAUGACAUUGAGGAAUCAGAAGCUGAAAGGGAUGAACGACUGAAAAAAUGGGGAGAAUUCUUAGAAAAGGAUGAACAGUCUCAAAGUAGCAAUAAUAUAACAAAUACAAGUGCUGAAAGUGCUGAUAGUAAAGCUUCAGUAAAUAGUAGUCUGGAAAGUCAAACCUCUCAGGAAAGUCUCACCUCAGUAGAGGAAGUUGAUAAGGGAGAUAAAUCUAACAAUGUUGUGACAUCUGAUAAAAUAUCAUCUGUUUCUAAACAGGAUAAAAUAAGCUGAUUUCUAAAGUGAUAUUUACUUUAGGAUUGGAUAACUAUACUAUCUGGAUAUAGUAUUAUGUAUAUAGAUAUAUGUUGUAUCAACUUACUAUGUUUGAAACUGUUCCAGAUUGUUCAUGUUUAGGAGAGUAGUAGAUAUAAACAUAUGCUUAACUUGGUUAUUUUUCAUUUUCAGAAAUAAAUUCAAAAAAUCUA
Molecule: messenger RNA, 1778 nt
Organism: Mytilus trossulus (common blue mussel)
Lineage: Eukaryota; Metazoa; Mollusca; Bivalvia; Mytilida; Mytilidae
Product: 17S U2 SnRNP complex component HTATSF1-like
Exons: 8
Coding region: 94-1584 (496 amino acids)
Biological process (GO): mRNA splicing, via spliceosome
Cellular component (GO): U2 snRNP; U2-type spliceosomal complex
Molecular function (GO): RNA binding
Source: RefSeq, a predicted model, not a curated record